CACUGUAUAUUGUCUAUAUAUAUUGUUUGUCCUGCUUAUGUAUCCACUAUGAAAUCCUCAAAGAUAUGUUUCACUCUUAGUCGUAAAGAUGCUGGAUGAAUUCCUGUCUCCAACGAAGUCAGUGGGAGUUUUGCUAUUAAUUUUGGUAUAGCUAGAAUUUCAGGCAUUAUAUGCAACACAUUUUUUCAGUCUUUCUCAGGAUGAUAAGUUCUUACAAGAUCAUGCAAAUCACACCACAGGAAUUCAACACAUUUUGACAGUUAUGGGAGAAAAUGCUUUCAUUAUAUAGGAAAUUGUGUUAUUUAACUAAAGGAACAAUUUAUAUCAGGCCAAUUUGUCGUAUAUGAAAGCAUUCAUCAAUAAUUGUUUAUGUUCUUUCUUCGUCUUGUUAGCGUAGAAAAACACUAUGUAUUUUUGUUUGAUUCUGUAAGUAAUCUCAUUAGGACCAGAUGGCAUCUGUCUACUACAAACAACCCCUUUUCACCACUCUGCAGAAGCGUACCAGUAAAGCACACCUGAUAUACUCAUGAAUGGGAUACAUGAAACCAAAUUUACAUAUAACAGUUGUACAAAUACACCAUUAUAAUUAUAUGGCAUUAUGAAAUGAAUGUAAAACAGGUAUUGGCUGCCUCCUCCUCCAGUGCCAAUUAUUUCCAGACUGUUCAAGCAACCUAAAUGUGAAAGUACCACUGUCUUUCAUCAGAAAAGAUUUCUUAAAUUUUUUGAACAAAUGAAUAAGAAACUGAGGAUGUGGAACUACAGCACAAGGUAUUUCACAAACUCAAAAGUGCCAGUCUUCUUUGUAGCUUAUUACACAGUUCAUGGAUGUAAGUGACGGGCUCUAUUCCACGCAAUUGCCAUGGGACAGGUUUUUCCCUGGCUAUAUGACAUCCAGUGAUCCACAAUGGAAUCCAUGCAGCAUUGCAGAAACAUGUCUAUUUGAGAGCUCGGAUAGGAAAAAGGGCUAAUAUGCAGCUCUUCACUUUCUUUUUCAUAAGAAACAUCACAAUUACCUACAGUUGGAUAUACAAGCACUAAGUGGUAAGGAGAUCAAAUGGUAGCUUAAACUAGCAGUACAUAUUUAGUUAUAUCUUUUUUUGACCGGUUGGAAUAUAUGACUUCUUUAUUAAUAUUUAAUAGCCCAUUUUCAUGCUUAAACAAACAUCUUACAUUUUGGCUGUCUGUCAACCUGCCAAGAGUAUGUACACGGUGUUGUGGUAAUCCUGAAUUAAUUUUGCAUCACAGACACUCCGCACAAGCAAAGAGUAGUUUAGAUGUAUAUUUACAGACUUUCCUAAUGCAUUCAUUUCAAGCUAUGCCAUACACAGGAUUUGCACGUUGAUGCAGUAUUGAACGAGCACGGAUCCUUUUCCCCCAGGAAGGCUUUUCUCAAGGAUCUCAAAUCAAUGCAUGAAAGGAUAAGAGUAGGGAAGUGAGGUGUGGAGCACAGAGCAGGCUUUUACCUUUUCAGCCCAAGGCAGAUGAUUUACAGAUAGUUCACGUGAUCUAAAAGUGGCCCAUUCAUUUCUUUCACCAUAAAAUAUCCCUGGCAUGUCUCAACCAAAUGAAUCAACACAAAAAGUGGAAGGGGCAGCUCUGCAGCCUAGAAGGUAUUUUGCAGCUGUGGCAUAAGAUUUGCAGAUCUAAAUGGGGUAGGGUGGCAGGCUUUUUGCAGUCAGGAAGGAGCUGGGCAGCCUUGGGGUAAGAGCUAAGUGAGGAAGAUGAAGGGAUCCCGAGUGGGGGGUGACUUUCUUCUUCCUCAGGCCUCCCUUGCAUGGCCCCCGCAGCCCAGUCUCGAAGCUCCGCUGAGCUGCUCAAGCACCCGCCUUCCCCACACGGGGGUAGCCUUCAGCCCCAGGCCACAGGGCUGCCCCCGGUGCCUUCCAUUACUGCCCAUCUAGGCAACAGCCCCAGCGCUAACGAAGAGCAGUAGAUCCUGUGGCGUCCCACGCCUUUACCGCGGGGCCCGCUGCACUUAAAGGGUUAAAACAGAGGGCAGCGUCACAGCCGACUCCGCCGGGCCGGGACAAGACAAUUCUCUCCCCCCUACCCCCCCGUGGAAACGAGGCUCCAGGACCAAGAGGGCAGCUUCAACGGCCUCUGUUGCGCCUGCGCACCCCUUGUGCGCCGGCUCAGUGGCAGGACCCGGCUCGGUUCCAGGAGCGGGCCCAGCUGAGGGCCACAGCAGCUUCAGCGGCCCCUGCUGCGCUUGCGCAUCGCUUCCGCGCAUGCUCAUUGGCAGGACCCAGCUCGGCUCCCGUCGUUUUCCAGCUCUGCUUCCAACCGCAGCUUCGCAGCCCUCAACCGCUGCGCGCCCCUCCCCCUCUCGGUCCGGACGGUGAGUAACGGCUGCCCCGGCCCCGCGCGCGCCCGGCCCCGCCCCCCGCUCCCGGAGGGGCCGGGGCUGCGACGUCUCCCUUGUGGUGCGCCCCGAGUUGCCGAGGCGCUGCGGGCGCCUGACAGCGCUUUGGGACCUGCUCGUGGCUCUUGCGGGGGCGCCUCAGCCCGCCGGGCUCUGCCUGCCUGUUCAUAGCACGUGUUUCCAGUAGGCACCGAGACGGGGAAACUGGAGGGGUCCGCCUCUGGUCUGGAGACGCCCGCUAGGACUUGGGCUUUUUUGAAUGGUUAUAAUUUUUUUCAGCGCACAGAGUGACACCCAUCGGGGCCCCGGAGAUCCCUCCUUUGUCAGUUAUAUGAAUAAUAGGGGUAGCGCCUUUCAAUGCUCAGAACCUGUUUUUGGACACUAAACUAUGACAUCAUGGCAAGAUUUCGCAGAAGAACAUGUGUCAUUCUGUUACUUUUUAUUUUAUUUAUUUGCUCCAUAAUGAUGGCCUUGAAGACUCUCAGACCUGACAGAGCUGGUUUUGGGGAUCCAUUCGGACUUGGUCUGUUACCAGAGCUUCAACAACGGACAACGCUCUUAGAAAAUAAGCAAAAUCCACAAAAUGAUGCAAAGGGAGAUAGCAUAAUGCACACCAAUGUUUUGCACAGUAUUGCAGUUAAUAAUAUGAAAGCAUCUAUGGCUUCUGAAGUAAAGCUUGAAGAGGAAUUGCCUUCUCCUAAUUACAACUUUCAUGUAUUCUACUACAGCUGGUAUGGUAAUCCACAGUUUGAUGGUAAAUAUAUUCAUUGGAACCAUCCUCUGUUGCCACACUGGGAUCCCAAAAUUGCAAACAAUUAUCCAAAGGGAAGACACAGUCCUCCUGAUGAUAUUGGAUCCAGUUUUUACCCUGAACUUGGAACUUACAGCUCCAAAGACCCUUCUGUCAUAGAAGAUCACAUGAAACAAAUGCGUUCCGCCUCCAUUGGUGUAAUAGCUCUUUCUUGGUACCCACCUGGUAUGGCUGAUGAAAAUGGGGAACCUACUGAUGAUUUGGUACCUAUUAUUUUGGAUGGUGCACAUAAAUACAAUCUAAAGGUCACUUUUCAUAUUGAGCCCUACAAAGAUAGAGACGAUCGCAGUAUGUACAACAAUGUCAAGUACAUAAUAGACAAAUAUGGAGGACAUCCAGCCUUUUACAGGCAUAAGACCAGCACAGGCAGAACGCUUCCCAUGUUUUAUGUUUAUGAUUCUUACGUAACAAUACCUGAAAUAUGGGCAAAUCUGUUAACUGUUUCUGGAUCACAAAGCAUUCGCAGUACUCCAUAUGAUGGAUUGUUCAUUGCACUUCUAGUAGAAGAAAAACAUAAACAUGAAAUCCACAGAAGUGGUUUUGAUGGAAUUUAUACAUACUUUGCCACCAAUGGCUUUUCUUAUGGCUCGUCUCACCAUAAUUGGGCAAGUCUAAAAUCCUUUUGUGACAGUAACAACUUAAUGUUCGUUCCAAGUGUGGGACCAGGUUAUGUAGAUACCAGUAUCCGACCAUGGAACAACCACAACACCCGUAAUCGUGUCAAUGGGAAAUAUUAUGAAACUGCUUAUAAUGCAGCCCUUUUGGUGCGACCAGAAAUUAUUUCCAUCACCUCUUUUAAUGAAUGGCAUGAAGGAACUCAAAUUGAAAAAGCUAUUCCCAAAAAGACUGGACAGGUAGUUUACCUGGAUUAUAAACCCCAUAAACCAAAUAUUUAUCUUGAACUCACUCUCAAGUGGUCUGAGAAAUAUAGAAAGGAAAAAGAACAGUGGCUCAUGUGAACUGCUAUGGUCCUUGUUUUUUAGUACAAUGCAUCUAUCGUAGAGAUGGAAAUUACACUGGGAGUUCUAAUUCAAUCAAUAAACGUGUGUGUGUCAUCAUGGAUAUACUCAAAGAAAUUGUUUUAGCCUUUGAAUGUAAUAUAUGCACUAUUAUUGUACAUUUAUUAGACUUUGGGGGAUUAAAAAUAACAGUAAGGAGCAAUAUCGGCAUUUUAGCCUUUAGGAUAUUGCAAAUGGAUAUUUUGGGAAAAGCUAGAUACUUUCUAAUUCAUAGUAUGCACAUAAUGCUAGCAGAAGUCUGCCUAAAAUAACACAUAGGUGACUCAAGUAGAAUAAGAAAAUCUGGCAUUCAUUACCUUUUGCUGCUGUAUAGUUGUGUUUUAGAUGGCAGUGCUUUGAUUACAGUUUUGUCAUUAAUUUCAUGCAGGAUAAAUGCCUGCUGUGUAAAAUGUAAUAUACCCUAUCUGCCUUUUGUUCCCGAUGCAUAUUCCCUUUAAACAUUUAACUUUUCUGUGAUUAUAAUACCCAAAACUGGUUUUUAAAGUUAUGGUUUUUAAAGAUUCUGGGUUCAGACAUUCAGUGAAAGCUUAUCAGUUUACCUCCAAAUCAGUGUUAUUUUGAUUCUGAUCCACAGUCAUGUUGAUAGUAAAUGUCAACAAAAGUAAUUGAAAUUUUCAAACCAGAUGAGGAUUAACAAAAGAACAGUAAUUAAAGAUGCAAAGGAAAGAGGUAUCAGAAUAAUGAAUCACUGGGUGAGUGGGGGAGAAUCAAUCUUACCCAAGAUUUUAUUUCAUUUUCACCAAUGAUAGAUUUUUUGUUUUCUUACUGAUUGCAGACUAAGAACUAAUGUUUGGGUAAAGAUUUAAAUAUUAUAAGUCACAUAUUCAACAGAUCAUCUUUCAGAGAGUCUUUCUUUCCUUCAUGAUUUUAAGAGAACAUAGCACACUAGCCAUUAGAACAAAUUUGUCUGUUGCCCUUUGAAAUCUGACAUUUCAACUUUUCAGACAGUUUGUUGCUUUUUUGCUGUACUUAAGACAGCGCUUAACAAAUCAUGUCUUAAUUCGAGUUCCAGAAAAAAAAUAAAGCAAAAUUAUUAUUCUUAUUUUAUUUCACAGCCUCCUUAACUAUAAAUAAGUGCUUAUGGCCAGGUCUAUGUAUAAAUUUACUAUGCCAGCCACAGCACCCUCAAACACAUGGCAUUACUGGAGACAAGCUGCCUCCUAAACUAGAAAGAGAGUAGCUGCAUUUGUGUAUCCAACAAGCUAAUUGCCAUUACUGAGUGACAGGAGUAGUUAUCCUACCCUUAUGCUAAUUAACCCACCCACAGGGACAAACAGAAGCAGAUUCACAGUUUCUGAUUUGUGGAUCAGCCAACCCAUCAUGCAUACUUGAGGAUGUUGGUGUCAAACUUGGUACACGUACCUGAUAGACAUGGCCUCAUACUGGUUGAAAGCUGAGAAUCUCAGCCUUCAAAUUUCAUGAGUCAUUCAGUUGUAGUUCUUGUUAUUUCUGAAAUGCCAGACCUUGAGAGAGUCAGUCUGGGCUCAUCUCUGUCUAAUAAUAUAGGCCUGAAUAAAAAAGUCUGCACCCUUGGACCAAUAGAAUUUGAAUAUUUGAUCUUAUGAGAACUUGUGGGUUCUCUAACAGCUACUUAACCUGUGGCAUAAUAUAUUUGGAUUUUUGUUUGUUUGUUUGUUUUGCUCAUAUUAGGCCCUGUUCCUGAACUGUGGUUAAUAUGGGGAAACUGUUAUGCCUAUAAAGUCUCAUUGACUUUACUGCAUCUAUGAAAACCCCUAUUAAUCUAUCCAUGAAAUCAGAAGGCAGGAUUGUGAAACCUUAUGGUUAGAAAAGGCUACAUUUUUUUUUCUAAAAUGUAUGUUUAAAUUUAAUCUCAAGUGAACAUUUCUGCUAAUGGUUGUUAGUGACCACCUGAUCUGAAAAAGGAAGGGUGGUUUUAAAACUUUUUCAACAGCUCUCAAUAGGCUAAAAACAGCUUUUAUCACCUUAACCAUUCAAAGAUUCUGUUUUUGUUUAAAUGAAGCUUUUGAGUGCUGAAAUGCUCUAAUUGUUUCAUAGAUCCAGGAUCACAACCUAAAUUUUAUUUGUUAAAAUGGCUUUGUUGUUAAACACCAAACAUUAGAGGGAUGGAAAUGCCAGUUUAUUUUAAACAGAAGUAAAUUCUUCGCUAUCACAAAGAACAUACAAGUUCAGAUUCACAGCUAUAGCCAAGGACCAUCAGGAGCAAUUUAGAGAAGGAGUUGCAAAGGAACCAAUUUUAUGACUCUCAACUGCAGUUAGUUUUGCUCUAGUUGUAGUCCAUUGAUGUAGCUUAGGAGUUGCCUCACAAUUUUUCUAAGCUACACUAGCUGGCCCACAGCAUUGUUCUGUGGUCUCUGGCUCACAGCAUUGUUCUGUAACCCAGAGGAUUAUGGGAGCAGUGAUAUGCACUGACCAUGUAAUACUUUACAUGAGUUAGACCCCUAUAUUAGAGGCUUAAAAACCAUACGUCUUAAGUGGCACCAUAGGCAACAUUUUGGUCUUACUAGUCCAAUGUAUAGUCUUACUAUUCAGUGGACUGGUGCAAAGUUUGUCCUGUGCAUUAGACCCAUAGCACCAGGUGAAGAGUAUUGCAUAAAAUUGGGACAGAUUCUCCAUUGUCCUGCAUGUUGUAUAGACUCCUACAGUUAGAUCCACAAGACUCAAAGGUGCUGACAGACAUACAGCUCCCCAUUCUAACUCACAGCACUUCAUGGAAAGAGCUGAGUUAGAGCAAUCCCCCCCCGACCCAUCAGACAUUUGCUGUUGGAUGGGGGAGAGAAUCAAGCUCCACUUUGGAACCAAUCCAGGAGGAGCUGCCUGCCUGCAGGCUCUCUCCCCUAGUGUGUCCCAUCCUGUUUCCCCAAUCCCCUCCCUCCUCCCCCCCAGUUUCAGUGCUGUCUACAGGAUGGGAGUGGGGAGGAGGGAGCUCUGGGCUAGGGUUUACCCAUCCUGAGCUAGAGGAGGGGGGAGGGACAGGUGGAUUGGAGCCCCCCACCUUGGCGAGGGGAAGAAGGGGGUGCUCCAAUACACUUACGCCCCCCUACAGUUCAAGCUGGGCAAACCCCAGCUAGAAGCUUACAUGAAGGUUAAUUUAUUGUGCAAUUGGGCACUUUUAAAGUGCUUUGUAGCGGUGUACUUCUGUGAAGGGGCCUAUCACACGACAAAUGUCACUUCUGUCAGUACCCUAAAUGCCUAUACUUCACCCAAGUCCAAAAUCUUCAAAACAUCUGCUCAGCUAUCAUAAUAUCCCAGUGGCACGUACAGUCUGUUAGUACCAAAGUGUUUGAUUAUUUUUCCUUAAUUAACCUAAAGUUCUGCAUAGGCCUAGAAGUGCCUCAGUUUUGGCCAUGCAGAGCAGCUCACAAGUUGUUUGCUUGCGUUACCUAAAGGGGUUGAUAUGGUACAUGUGCUCAGAAUAUACUGAACAAUUCAGGCUAUGCCUGAAACAUAAGUGUAACAGGGUUUACACCCCAUUCUAGUGCUACUAGAGCAGAAUAAUUAGCACAUACCAUUUCCUGCUGUAAAUGCUUAUACAGAGUGCAGGACUCAAAGAAUCUGGCCCAGGGAAUGCUUACCAAAACUUCUUGGAUUCUGUUCUUCCUUCAGUGUACAUCUGUCACAGUGUACAAUGUGUAUUUGCAUAUGCAGUGAAUGCAGUAGCACUUGUCCUUGUUUUAUUGAGAAACUAAAUGUAAAAUGUGGCUUUAGUACCAUCAAUGUGCUUGAGAAUGCAUAUUUUGUUUGAUAGUUUACAGUGCAUUUUCAGUAUUGUUUGUUUCUUUAAAAUGAUAUUUUCUGGGUCAUUUCUGCUUUCAUACUACAUUCCUAAGGAGUUUCAAAUGAUUUUUGCUGAAUAACAGUAUCCAUAAAGGGUAAUUUUAAUUUACAGGUAGAUAAACUGAGAUACAUAUGGUUAAAUGAUGGUGGGAUAUGUUCUAGAACAUUAAGAGCACUUAUUGGGCCGUACCACUCUAUAUUAACCACUUUACUAAGGAAACAUAGUUAUGCACUUUUUAGUAUCAAUCUCUUUACUAAGUACACCUUUCUAAUUAUGUUUUUUUUUAUACUCUUAAUUUUUUGGUUAUGUAUUUACAAACCUGAGGAAACUAAAUUGUUUUCUCAUUUACAGCUCUCAAUGACUGAAGAGAUGCUUUAGCUUCUUCUGAUGUAAGCUAGGGAAGUUUUGAACCACUAGUAUUUCCUCUGCAGUUGGAGGUUUUGAAUGUAGGAAGUCCCUUUACCUUCCCCACUUAGGUAUUCUUUUUAAUCCUUUCCCCACCUCUACUUUCCUUUAUUGCUUCUUCGAGCUUUCUCAGAGCCAGAUUCUUAGCUGUCUGCUUUCCUUGCAGAGUCUUUCCUUAUCCUAUUUGAUUAUGUGGAGUUGAUUAUGGCAGCCUUUGAAAUUAUUGUUACCCUAUAGCACAAUGAAGUUAUUGUUCUGAGUGGAAAAAAAAUGCUAAUAUUGACUCUGCAGUGGAACCACAUUAUUUUAAAGACUCAUAUAAAAGCACUAAUGGCCACAUUUUAAGAUAUUUAACUAUCUAAUGAUAUAGAUAGAUGCUUAAUGAGAUUUUCAGAGUACCUUAGGUGCUAAUGAGUCGAUAGAAGAUGGGUACCUAAGAAAUUCUGAAAAUCCCAUUGGGCACUUACCUAAUCUGUCCGUGAAUGUACAGGGUGGGCAGAAAGCAAACAGAGAGUAUUACUGCAUGAAAGCAGUUAUCAGAAAAGCCUCAAAUGGUCUUGGAAAGAUACUCAAGUAUCUCUUAAGUUCUUAAGUUAUUAAGAAAUACUAUCAUUUGGGCAAUGUUCAACCAGAAGUUAGAACCUGGACUAAAUCUGUGACUGCUGGAAGGUAUGAUAAGGGUUAGAUCACCCUACACUUGCUCUGUUUUUUAUAGUAUUGCUCUAAAGCAGAGGUGGGCAAAGUCCAGCCCACAGCAGACUCCAUUUCCUAGCAGCCCCUGCUCAUGUCAUUGAGGCUGCUUUCCAUGGAGACCCCAGCAAUAGCGGGGCUGUGACAGUGCGGUGUCAGAGUUCCCAGCAGCACUGGCAGGGUGUGUGGCUGGGCAGGGAGCUGCUCCGGGGCUGGGAUUUUGCAUGGUCCAGGGCGGUGACAGCAUGGUUCGGAGCUGGGGCAGAACUGCUAUCUGCUGCCCACAUGCCGGCUCUGGAUCACACUCACUGCCGCUAGAUCCUGGCCCCAGAGCAGCUCCCUGCCCAGCUGUGCAGCCUUGCCAGUGCUGCUGGGGUCAGUCUCCAUGGAAAUCCUGGCCCCGUGCUGUCACAGCCCUGCCACUGCUCGGGUCUCCAUGGAAACCAGCCAAAAUGGCAGGGGCUGCUGGGAAAUGGAGACCAGCCACUAGUUUGCCUACCCCUACUUUAAAGCAUCUGCCAUUUUUGUAUGGUCAGGAACAAGGUACUGAGCUAGAUGGACCUUUGAUCUGAUCCAGCAUAGCAGUUCUUUUAUGUUCUUGAAUCUUAAAUGUGAUCGAAGGGAGUACCUUAGUUUUUUGUUUGCUUGUUUUGUUGUGGGGUUUGUUUAGUUUUUUGUGAAUUUUUCUCUGUUAAUAAAUUUGAAUUUUGGACCUUCUUUCCGAAUAUAUUGCAAUGAUCAUCAUUAAAAUAUUUAUAAUUCUUACUUGCAGGUAAUGGACCUUACCAUGCUGUAUAGGUUAAUAUUAAUUAGAAAGAAAUAAAACAUGAAGAUUUUUAAUGUAAACUUUGCAUAUUAUAUCUCUGCUCACAUAAAAAUGCUUUAAAUCACUUAUGACAUAUAGCUGAGGGCUUAUUCCUGGAAAAAAACAAGAUGUGGGAAAGUACUCACUGAAACCAUACAGCAGUGUUUUUGCAGCCAGAGAGUUCACUUUUAAAUUAAAUGCUAUGUAGGCUUUGUUAUCUCACAUGUAUAUUUUUGUCCUGUUUAAGUAGCUUCAUCUACUUUUAUAGGUUAGGUUGGAAUUGAAGCUUAAUCCCUCUUCUGUAAUCUGAAGAAAUUUGCCUUAAUAUGUCAUGUAAUUGUGGGCGUUUCUUAGACAUAUUAAAAAAGCUAUGCUACUUCUGCCAUGGAAGAGCAGGUGUGCACAUACCGUUACACUUUUAUGACUUGCUCUAGUCCUCUUCUAAAUGCAGUUUCUUACUGGGAUUCAUCUACUUUAUUGUUAUAGUUCAUUGGUCUUGCAAUAUCUUAUCUCACAACUGGAUUUGGACCGGAAGGGGUCUGAGUGCAUCUUUCAUCGUGAGAUUCUGUAUGCAUGGGGUACUGAUAAAACAUUUUUGUAGCAUUUUGCAUGGGUUUUUCAUGUUUAUUUAUAAAGUGUUUUACAGGUAAACUGUAUUUAGAGAUGUAUUGCAAGAAAUAAAGAUAAAUUUUAACUUACUUUUCUUUUCAAAUGCACAAAGAAAAUAUAAUGGUGUUUUGUUUUGCAAAAUUUAUGGGUUCACUUAAUAAAAGAGAAAUAGACUUUUUGAUACAAAGACCUGAGGACUAAACAUACCACUUAAACUAAGGUAAACUCUUGGGCGACCUGUUACAGUAUCUAAAAGUGUUAGCUCUAGCUCUGUGUCUUUUAAGGAAGUUCUGGAUCUAUAUUAAUCUAAUCUGUUUUAACCUUAAUCCAUAUUAAACAGUGCUGUAAACA
This is a messenger RNA of Alligator sinensis (Chinese alligator), 10809 nucleotides long. It is a transcript of the gene MANEA, whose product is annotated as mannosidase endo-alpha. Lineage: Eukaryota; Metazoa; Chordata; Crocodylia; Alligatoridae. Bases 2720 to 4132 code for a protein of 470 amino acids. Gene Ontology annotation, cellular component: Golgi apparatus. The record is from RefSeq and is a predicted model, not a curated record. The transcript has 5 exons. Gene Ontology annotation, molecular function: alpha-mannosidase activity.